Paramecium octaurelia is the source of this 371-nucleotide messenger RNA. Lineage: Eukaryota; Ciliophora; Oligohymenophorea; Peniculida; Parameciidae. The record is from the annotation of a GenBank genome assembly.
UUAUUAUGGAAAAUCAAUUGAAAAUAUUUUAGGAAGAAUUAUAAGAGUUGCUCAUCAAAUCAUAAUUGAACAUGAGAAAGUUGACUAUCAAUAAUAUCUAAUUGUCUGAUCUAAUGAAGACGUCAGCCAACGAUCUCCAUCAAGCAGUUGAAGAAAAUACUGAUAAAGUAAAUCUUUAAAUAAAAUAAUGUAUGCAAAUGCAAGAUGAAUUCUUACAAAUUGAAGCCUUAUAAAAGAAAGUGUAUUAAUAAAUAAUAAUUAAAUAGGGAAAUCUUUAGAUUGAUAGUAGAAGAAAUCUAGAAAAAGAAAGAACAAGAAUAUUAGAGUUUAUUAAAAGCAUGAUGAAUUAAUAAUAAAUAUUUACACCAUUC